Porites evermanni is the source of this 3874-nucleotide messenger RNA. NCBI's taxonomy places the organism in Eukaryota, Metazoa, Cnidaria, Anthozoa, Scleractinia, Poritidae. The record is from the annotation of a GenBank genome assembly.
AUGGUGGCAAAGCGGAGAUUUAGGAUGCAAGGGACCCUCGACGGUGGUCUAAGUUGGUUUGUUGUUUUUGGAUCUUUCAUGUCACAGUUUGUCGUUAUUGGAAUACACUUCGUUUUCGGCCUUUUGUACAUUGAUCUGUUAAACGAGUUUGGACAAAGCAAGGCCACCACAGGUGAGAAUGAGUUGCAGCGUAGUGGGGCCCCCGAGUUCAAUACCCGCCCUAGGCGUUGGCUGGAUUUAUUCUCGGUUUUCUCGAGUGAAACUCCUCGGUCACGCUUGAUAAUAAGCAAACGGGUUUGCUUCUGGCUGUUGGGAUUCUUAACCUUGUUAUGUUCAUUUUCAAAUGUUUGUUUCUGUCUUUAUUCGUGGGCCUCAAUGGAAACUAGUGGAUCAGUAGCUGUGAUGCAUCUGCAUGAUCCAAUAGCGAAGACUGGAAAUUGUUUCCUAGCACGUAGGACUAGCACUCCAAACGGAAAACAUUUUGUUUGGAGGUAAAGCCUAGUGUUUCGCUCUGACACUCACCGUAAAUUUCUUUUUUUAAUAGCAGUAGCUUUUUGGUCAGUAAUCGUCAGCUUCACCCCUCGGCCACGCCUGUUUGUAGCCAACAAGUCUAUUUCCACCAAGUUAGAGUUCUUCUUACGUAAACCAUGUUAUGUUGAAAUUAGCUUUGCCUGAUUAUAAGGUUUACAACAACAAAGCCCUAUCAAACGCAGGCGAAACCCAACAUUAGCGUAUUGUAACUAUAUGAGCCGGGUUAAGCUGUCCGCUUAAAACUAUUCCUGGAUGAAGUAAAAGACUUCAGUGAUAAUUUGAUCCAUUAUCAACGAGAGAGGACACGUAACAGUGUUAAAAAAGCCACUGUGACUUUCAAAAGUUUUUUUUUUUUAGCUUUUCUGACAGCUAAAUAUUUUGCCGUCAGGUUUAUGGUUGUGGUUUACCCGAGGUCCCGUUUAUACGGAAAAACGUUGUCCCGGGGAAACAGGGUCACUCUCCCACCCGAGCGGUUCAUAUGAGAAAAAGGGGUUGACCCCUUUACCCAAGCCAACAGCGCUCUCGCAUGCUCUGGUUGCCUUGCCUUGACCGAGUUGAUCCGACCGGGUGGGCCAAAAUUAGGAGAGUGAUCUCACUAUCGAACUAAAAAGAGUGAAUUUCUAACCUAGGUAACUUUUUGUAUCUCAUGUAAACGGCUCGCCAACUUUGUAGGGAAAUGAAGGAGAAGUUGUCUCACCCAGGGUAGCUUGGAAACCUGAGUGACCUUUUUACCCGGGACAAGUUUUCUCCAUUAAACCGGGUCUCGAGACUCCCUUAGCUUAGUGCACCGUAAUUUUUAGGGAGUUAUUAUAACUCCAAAAAUGGAGUAAAAAUUUUAGGUACAGGAUAACCCCUUUUUUGGGGUUAUUUUAACUCCUAAUUUAACUCCGAAUUUGGGGUCAUUUUUACUCCUGAAAAAGAGUUCUUUUUACUCCCACUCUGGAGUUAAAAUUACUCCGAAAUGGGGUUAUUUGUACUCCUUACAUGGGUUGUUUUUACUCUUUUUGGAGUUAAUUUAACUCUGAAAGUGGAGUAAAAAUUUUAGGUACAGGAUAACUCCUUUUUUGGGGUAAUUUUAACUCCUCAAUAUCUGGGGUCACUUUUACCCCUGAAAAAGAGUUCUUUAAACUCCUUUUUAGAGUUAAAGUAACUCCACGAAAAAUAACUCCACUGUAAGGAGUUAAAUUAGCCCCACUAGAGGAGUUAUUAUAACUCCCUGAAAAUUACAGUGUGUCCUCAUUAUAUUAUCCCUUAAAAUUUCCGGUUUUGCCUUUUUUCAACAGCAUGGGUUGCUUCCAUUGCAUUCGGCUUCAUUUGUUGCCUGGCACCUCUAAGUAGUUUACUGUGCAAAAAACUUGGUUGCAAAGUAGUCAUGGCAGUCGGUGGAAUAAUGAUCGGAAUUGGUAUUUUCGUUUCCUCUUUCGUCGAUACGAUUUUCCUCAUGUAUGUCACAUAUUCGUUGAUAUUCGGCCUGGGAUCUAGCAUGUGCUACAUAGCUUCCGUUUUGGUGCUCAGCGAAUACUUUAAUAAAAAGUUAGUUGUUGCUAAUGGAAUCGCUCUGGCUGGAGCGGGCGUGGGAGCCAUAUCACUUGCGCCCGCGCUCAGCUUUCUACUGGACAAUUAUAACUGGCGUGAUGCAGUUCGUAUUCUCAGUGGAGCGUCACUUUUGCUACUGUGCUGUGCAUUUAUCUAUUAUUUGGUGCCGUCGCCGCUGGAAUUUGUCGAUGCUAAGGAUUACCAAGAAGAAAAAAAAUGUUUUGAUUGCUCGUUAUUUAAAAACAAGGCUUAUGUUCUGUUGAUUGCUGUUAAUGGAUUGGUGUUAUUUGGAUUUUAUAUACCAUACGUUCAUUUGGUAAGUUUAUUCUCUAGUCAGCGGUUUUCAGUAGCUGUUAGUUAGCCCCUUACGCAAACGUUUUUAGGGCUUUAUACACUGUAGAAAAUCAUGACGAAGCCCUUAGAACGUCUGCGUGGGAGGCUAGAGGUUGGUAUGCAGCGGCUUGAUUUACGAGGCAUCCCGUCAUAGAAAUACUGAAGCUCAGCGGUUGCCUGCUCCAAGGUGACCAAAGGGGGCCAAAGGGAUGACGCGUAAGUGAAAGGCAUGCGAAAAUAUAAGCGCGUGAUCUGGGAAAAGGGGGCGGUGGCGCUUUCUCAAUUUCGAGGACCCAACUAUUUCGGAGCCUGGAACAGGCCAUGACAUAGGCAGCCGAUAAAUAUUAUAGAACUUAAAUCUGAUUUUGGAGAAAAUGCGAGCGCGAGUGAAGCAAAUUGGACUUACUCCCACCACUCGCGCUACGCUUUCGCUCCACUUUUAUCACGUGUCAUGUUUGGAGAAAGAGUCCUUUCUACUCACUGCCAUGCAGACUACGAGAUUGUAUAGAAGACGGACAUUUCCAAGCAAUCGAUUGCAUGAAUAACAUGUUUUCUAAAACGGCAAACGCUUAUUAAUUUUAUCAUUAUUGCCUUUAUUUUAUUAAACGCGUAGUCUUAGUUUUUGAAAGUUUGAUCAGACGUAUAUUUUUCCUGCAGAGUUCCUUUUUAGUAUCAAAGAGCAAAGUACCGUAAAUUGCCGUUUAUAGCCCCCUCCCCCAGUUAUAGGCCCAUCAACCAUUAAAGAAUGAGACAUAUUUGAUUAUAAGCUCCCCGCCGAUGUGAACCCCACUUGUAUUGAAAAUAAUUUGAUUCAUUAUGACGUUUUGAAUCUUAAUUGUGAUCAUCAUUGCUACAGCUUGUUUUGAGGCGCUUUUUCUAUUCGAGAUAUAAGCCCCCUGGGAUAUAAGCCCCUCAAUUUGUAAGCCCUUUUAAAACCCCUUGCGGAGCUGUAUAAGCUCAGUGCUUAUAAGCCGCAGUUUACGGUAGUCCAAAAGCUUUCACUUUUUUAUUUUAAGGGGUGGUUUCACUAGAAGUUUGGCAAGGGGCUGCUCUAGAAUUACUUGCCCACAUUUUCCUCCUUCACCUGUUUUGUCUCAUACAGGUACGACACGGACAAGACAUUGGUAUCCACAAAGAGGACGGUGCUGUUCUAGUCGGCUUCAUUGCAAUGUCAGAAACAAUUGGAAAGAUUGUCUAUGGCCGAAUUGCUGAUCAUCCGCGUGUGAACCGAGUUUACCUGUAUCAGAUGUGCAUGUUGGUCUGUAGCGUUCUUACCACUCUUCUUCCUAUUUUGACCUCCUAUAAAUCCCUGUUAGCCUAUUGUAUAUUGUUUGGCAUCCACGAUGGCGGCUUUGUGGUCCUUAUAGCCGUAUUAGUCGGAGAUGUCGUCGGAAGGAAAAAGAUGGCAUCAGCCUAUGGGAUCAUGUAUUGUAUUUCUGGUAUUCCAAUGAUACUAGGACCACCAAUAGCUGGU